AUGGCGACGGUCCUCACCACCCCCUUUGUCCAGCCAAGCGGGUGUACCUUGGCCGUCGAGCUCACCACCAUCACGACCAGCGCGCUGGGCACGCCCACGACCAUCACAGUCCUGGCAUCUAAUGCCGCAGCCCCAGGGUUUCCCUCGUGCCAGCCCUCCGGAUGGAAUACAGGCGCCAAAUAUGACGAUCUGUUCACCUUCAGCCCCGCCGUCUGUCCGCAGGACUGGACGUAUUUCGAAAUGUCGUCGACAAAGCACUACUCCGCGGCAUACUGUUGCGCCAGCGGUUUCGGAUUCAGUGGCGAAUGGUACGCCCUGCCGACAUCUGCUCUCACCCCGGUGUGUGCGCGGACGUUCAGCGCCGGGGAAACGACGAUCACCGCCCCACUGGUAUCGCGCACAGAUGCCACAGGCACCUUCACGGAGGGAGUGAUCGUUCAUCGCGCAUGGCACGUCACAUGGGCUGAGUCGGACACGGCGACCAUGUCCCCCUCGUUGCCACCGUUGACGUCGGGCAAGUACCUCGCCAGAUGGGAGCCCGGACAGGCGGUCCCUGACGGGUGGUAUGACCGGCACAACGGGGAUAAUAGCGGCAUCAGGGGAUGGAGCUCGCUGCUGUAUUUCACGGAAAUCGGCGUGCCGCUUAUUGGGGUGGCUAUUCUGGCUUGUGGGGCGUGGCUUUGUAUCCGGAGGCGCAGGAAACAUCGUGCUAGACAGGCCGCGGGGAAUAUAGGGCUCCGGCCAAAAUGA
Messenger RNA from Penicillium bovifimosum, 750 nucleotides. RefSeq lists its product as uncharacterized. Lineage: Eukaryota; Fungi; Ascomycota; Eurotiomycetes; Eurotiales; Aspergillaceae. Bases 1 to 750 code for a protein of 249 amino acids. The record is from RefSeq and is a predicted model, not a curated record. The transcript has 2 exons.